Molecule: messenger RNA, 474 nt
Organism: Aptenodytes forsteri (emperor penguin)
Lineage: Eukaryota; Metazoa; Chordata; Aves; Sphenisciformes; Spheniscidae
Product: microtubule-associated serine/threonine-protein kinase 4-like
Exons: 4
Coding region: 1-474 (157 amino acids)
Source: RefSeq, a predicted model, not a curated record
AUGGUGGCAAGAGCAGAUUGCAUAGGUUGCAAGGUCAGAUGGUUCACGGCUGCAAAAAGACUGCUUUAUGGAAGGUCGAGUAAGCUGAAGUCUGAUCCCUUGUGCCUUGAGACGGGACCACUGCAAAAAAUGCUGUGUGAGAGUGUGGUUGGAGGUGCUCUUGAUCACAUAUUGUCCCCCCCACCUAUGCCUUUUCGAAAAUCCAGUGGUCCUGAAGUCUCUUCUGGCCCUGGAAAGUCUUCUAAAUUUAAGAGGCAGCUGAGUGAAGAUGGGAGACAGCUCAGAAGAGGAAGCCUUGGAGGAGCUCUGACUGGCAAAUACCUGCUUCCCAAUGCAACUGGACAGCAGCUGUGGCAACCUGCAGAAACCUCUAAUCUUGUUCGCAUGCGCUACCAAGCGCUUGGGCAGUCAGCGCCUUCACUUACUGCUAGUUUGGACUCUGUCCUCAGGAGAACAUGGGUGUAUGAAGCAUAA